GCGUAAAGCCCCGUACGUAAAAAAAAUAAAGAAAAAUAUGUCGUCCUUGUGCAGCUGUUGACGUGGUUCUAAAUCCUGCGCUAAAUGCCCCUCCAGUAUACUUUGAAACCUGAGGAUCGAAGUGCGUAUCACGGGCACCCAGCGAUUCCCGUUGCGCUGUUGCUAUUGUUAUUAGUGCUUUCAUUGUUGUUACUGCAACGCGGGUGUUAUGGUAUCCUGAGGAUUGCUGUGCGGUAAUACGAAAUGACGAUCAAGUGCUGCCAUACCCUGGUUGUGCUGUAGUUGCGCGGUGGGAAUCGGCACUGGCUGUUGUCGCUUGGUUCGUCGAGCGGCGGCUGUUCGCUGAGCCCUCACCUCGGAAUUUGCCUGGCGUCGCCGCUGUGUUUCGCGAGCCAGCACUCGCUGACGCUCUUGCUAGGCGGGGAUCCAUGAACCAUCUAAAGAGCCUGCUUUACGGUGUGCCAAGUGGGAUCUUGGUAUUCCUAAUAAUUCAUUUCACUUGGAGGCAGGACUACGCGAGUAAGCUUGCUUUUGCGCCGUCAGAAUUAUUUAGGAAGGAAGGAAAUGGGAGCGCAAGAGAACACAAAGAAUCCACGAACGGCAGUCAAAACCACAUAUGGUUCCUGGAAACAUCCUAUAAAAGUGAGACUGACCGCAAGGGAAGCCUGCAGCAUCGAGUCAGCUUGCCGGCACAACCGAAAUCACACCGUGCAUCUGCUUUCUACCGGAAACAUCAGCUCACGCGGAUGUCCCUACCAUCGCCUCGUCUCGCAAUUACCGAACUUUCAGUCAUCGGUACUGAACGCGAGCGCAGAACUCGCGGGUACACCGUUGGCACCGCUGCAUGCCGAAGGUGGAGCGCUACAUCGAAGCCCAUACGUUGCGGUGCAUCUUAGUGAUUUCCUCCGGUACGUGGUGCUCUGGAAUCGCGGCGGUGUUUAUUUGGACACGGACGUGAUAGUAAUGAAGUCGCUGAAAGGAUUCAGCAAUGGCGCAUUCUACCAGUCGAGGAAUGACAGCGACUCUGUGGCGAACGGUAUACUGUUCUUCGACAAGCAGAGCACCGUCCUCGAAGCCCUCAUCGCUAAGUGCGCUCGUGUGUACAGUCCUUGGAGGUGGACCUCAUGCGGGCUUGCGCUGAUAUCAGCGCUCGCUUUCGACUCUGCCUAUUCUCGCCGCCUCAACUUGUUUAACGAGUCCGUGUUCUUCGCUGUUCCGCAUAGAAAAUGGGAGACCCUGUUUGAACCCGAAAGUGCGCCUGAGGUGUUGAGAGCGAUAAACGGUAGCUACGGUGUCCACUUCUGGAACGACCUUAGCAAACACAGACGAGUGGUCACUGGAUCUGGCUCAGCUAUGGACGUUCUCGCUCGUACCCAUUGCCCCUUCGUGUAUAAGCUGGCCUCUCUUGAGGGCCACUUCUGAAUAUACUUGGUGCCCAGAAGUGCUACCGUGCUGUGAAUCUGUCGAAAAAAUACCCCAAUUCAAGCGGCGAAGAUUGUUAGCUUGGGGGACACGUUGGUUAGUGCGCCGUCAAUCGAUCUCAAAAAAAAAAUAAUUUGGUUUAAUAAACUUCACACACAGGGUGACUCGACGUGGAUGUCACUCUAGAACGGUCUCUUCUGGACACUUUUAUUUUAAACUUUGUAGCGUGAGCUG
This is a messenger RNA of Rhipicephalus sanguineus (brown dog tick), 1656 nucleotides long. RefSeq names its product lactosylceramide 4-alpha-galactosyltransferase. Gene Ontology annotation, molecular function: hexosyltransferase activity. The coding region runs from base 565 to 1422 and encodes 285 amino acids. Lineage: Eukaryota; Metazoa; Arthropoda; Arachnida; Ixodida; Ixodidae. The record is from RefSeq and is a predicted model, not a curated record. The transcript has 2 exons. Gene Ontology annotation, biological process: glycosphingolipid biosynthetic process.